Messenger RNA from Cucurbitaria berberidis CBS 394.84, 1006 nucleotides. Its product is annotated as glucosamine 6-phosphate N-acetyltransferas-like protein. Gene Ontology annotation, molecular function: monosaccharide binding; glucosamine 6-phosphate N-acetyltransferase activity. Gene Ontology annotation, cellular component: endoplasmic reticulum-Golgi intermediate compartment; Golgi apparatus; endoplasmic reticulum. The coding region runs from base 216 to 734 and encodes 172 amino acids. The record is from RefSeq and is a predicted model, not a curated record. Gene Ontology annotation, biological process: UDP-N-acetylglucosamine biosynthetic process. The transcript has 2 exons. Lineage: Eukaryota; Fungi; Ascomycota; Dothideomycetes; Pleosporales; Cucurbitariaceae.
AGACUUUCAAUUGACCUCCUCCCGACAUUACUUGCUCAGCAAGCGGCGGCCACGUAAACUCUCACCGCCGUCUUAUCGAUAAGCAGAUAGCGAUAAAACAUCCCAGUACCCCACGAUCUAGACCUCGAAGGGGGCACUUGCAACUCCAGCAUCUAUAUCCUUAGAACAGCCGAUCCGACCCUUCAACUGUGUCCGCCGGCGAUUCCUCUAGCACCAUGCCCUCCGCCGACUCAUCAGGCCCGCUCUUCAGCUCCGAGCUCAUCUCGCCCGCUGUCCUAAAAGCGCUCCCAGAAGGCUACAGCUGCCGGCCACUUGAGAAGAAGGACUACCACAAUGGGUUCUUGGAUGUGCUGAGGGUGCUCACCACAGUUGGCGACAUCACCGAGGACCAAUGGAACGAACGCUACGAGUGGAUGUCGCGACGCAACGACGAAUACUUCCUCCUCUGCGUCAUCGACUCGUCCAACACCAUCGUCGGCACCGGCGCGCUGAUCGCUGAGCGCAAGUUCAUCCAUAACCUGGGGCUGGUAGGACACAUUGAGGACAUCGCCGUCGCGAAGGAUCAGCAGGGGAAGAAGCUGGGGCUGCGCAUCAUCCAGGCGCUGGAUUUUGUAGCGGAGAAGGUUGGAUGUUACAAGACUAUUCUCGACUGCUCAGAAGCGAACGAGGGCUUCUACGUCAAGUGUGGGUUCAAGCGGGCGGGGCUCGAAAUGGCGCACUACUACGGACGGUAAGCCAGACAUUGUACAUGAGAACGAGCGGCUGAACGCGGGCUAGUGCUAAGCUGUGAAUGCAUUUGGAGGCGUUAUGCGAUACAGGCCUCGACCGAUGGUCUGGCUGGAUUUGAUAUACGCGUAGAAGGCUGGUUUAAGAUGGCCGUGGCGUUUCUGAAUAGAUGUGUCGCUGAAUGCUGUCAUUUCGUGCCUACUAGCUUUGAAGGGUACUCUGAUGGAAGCGCCUCCCUCGUAUCCUAAGAAAUACAUGUGAUGAUAGAGCUUGAUGCCCU